This is a messenger RNA of Ailuropoda melanoleuca (giant panda), 5841 nucleotides long. RefSeq names its product ring finger protein, transmembrane 2 (gene RNFT2). The coding region runs from base 299 to 1846 and encodes 515 amino acids. The transcript is spliced from 12 exons. Gene Ontology annotation, molecular function: ubiquitin protein ligase activity. Gene Ontology annotation, biological process: positive regulation of ERAD pathway. Lineage: Eukaryota; Metazoa; Chordata; Mammalia; Carnivora; Ursidae. The record is from RefSeq and is a predicted model, not a curated record.
CCGCGGUCUUAGCGCCCGGCGAAAGCCACCUGAGAGAACCGAUGAGAGACCGGAAGCACUCGGAAGUCACGUGCUCCCCGGGCCUCGCGAGUGAUUGGCUUGGAAGGACGCGAAGGAUGCCGCUGUGAUUGCUGAAUUGUCUGGGCAGGGUUUGGAGUCUGGUAAGCUCUGGUGACCUGUGUAUCCUUCUGGAGGAAGAGAAGGGAGAGGCCUGCUUUCUCUGGACUCUAGCAGUCACAACCCCAUCAGAGCCCUGAAGGCCCACCUCAGGCAUCAUCAACAUGGAGUUCUGAAGUCCAUGUGGCUCCUCACGGUGAACCAGGUCUUAAGGAAAAUGCAGAGGCGCCAUAGCAGUAACACGGAUAACGGUCCACCUGAAAGGGCUUCUGUGACGAGAUACCGUAUGCUGGGUGGCUUAAACGUUAGCGAUUUAUUGUGUUUCUAUUCUGGAGGCUGGAAGUCCAAGAUCAAGGUGUGGACAGGAAAUCGCAGCCAAGCGCUCAGCUCUGAGGCGAGCGUGGAUGAAGGCGGCGUCUUUGAGAGUCUGAAGGCAGAGUCGGCCUCCCCACCUGCGCUCUUCUCCGGUCUCCCUGGCCUCCCAGCAGGCAGCCUGCCCACCACCCCGUUCCCGUCCAGUCUGGUGCUGGGGGCUUCGGCUGGAGGCGGGGACGUGUUCAUCCAGAUGCCCGCAUCCAGGGAGGAGGGCGGGGGCCGGGGCGAGGGGGGCGCCUACCACCACCGCCAGCCCCACCACCACUUCCACCACAGCGGCCACCGUGGGAACGCACUGCUGCAGCACGUGGGUGGGGACCAUCGGGCCCACUCAGAUGAGGGGGGAGACGAGCAGCCGGGGACGCCGGCCCCUGCCCUGUCUGAGCUGAAGGCUGUGGUCUGCUGGCUCCAGAAAGGCCUGCCCUUCAUCCUGAUCCUCCUGGCCAAAGUGUGCUUCCAGCACAAGCUCGGCAUUGCCGUGUGCAUCGGGAUGGCCAGCACCUUUGCCUACGCCAACUCCACACUGCGAGAACAGGUCUCUCUGAAGGAGAAGAGGUCGGUGCUGGUCAUCUUAUGGAUCUUGGCCUUUCUGGCUGGGAACACCCUAUACGUGCUCUAUACGUUCAGUUCCCAACAGCUGUACAACAGCCUCAUAUUCCUAAAGCCCAACCUGGAGACGCUGGACUUCUUCGACCUGCUGUGGAUUGUGGGCAUUGCCGACUUUGUGCUGAAGUAUGUCACCAUCGCCCUCAAGUGCCUCAUCGUGGCCCUGCCUAAGAUCAUCCUGGCUGUCAAGUCCAAGGGAAAGUUCUAUCUGGUCAUUGAGGAGUUGAGCCAGCUGUUCCGAUCGCUUGUCCCCAUCCAGCUGUGGUAUAAAUACAUCAUGGGGGAUGACUCCUCCAACAGCUACUUCCUAGGAGGGGUCCUGAUUGUUCUCUACAGCCUCUGCAAGUCAUUCGACAUCUGUGGUCGUGUGGGCGGAGUGAGGAAAGCCCUGAAUCUUCUCUGCACCUCCCAGCAGAACUAUGGUGUCCGGGCCACUGGGCAGCAGUGCACAGAAGCUGGUGAUAUCUGUGCCAUCUGCCAGGCUGAGUUCCGGGAACCUCUGAUCCUCAUGUGCCAGACACCUUGUGGGGGAAACAGGGACCCUCUUUUACAGAGAAGGAGGUGGGCUCAGCAAGGAGAAAAGACAGACUUGCCUGAGGUCCCCCUGCUUCUCGGUAGCAGAACCAGAGCCCCGGAUUCCAGAGGCCAGGAUGCAGCCUCCUGCUUUGAGAUGUUCUCAAGGCUGCAUUCAAAGAGUAGACCCUUUUCCCGGAAAUGCCUAGGAGCAUGCUGUGCCCUGUGCGGCUAAGCAUGUGCGCAUCACCUCCAGAGACUGAAUGAACAGCUGAGCUGGGUUCGGACUCAGCACCUGUGAUGACUCCUCCAUCCAUGCGUUUAUGCACCAGGUGCUUUUCCGAGCACCGACAGCGUCCCAGCACUAACUUUGCAACCCCAGGCAAUGAGUUCCUUUGCGGCACUGACCCUCCAUGUCCUCUUGCAAUCCAGGAAUGAAAAUGCUCACCCUGGGCAGUUUGCAGGCUCUUUAAUACAGUCGAAUGAGAUGACGUGUAGAUCUGUGUGUGGGUUUUGAAAAGCAUAGCGUGUUUUGCCGAUUUUCAGUGGAAGUGUUUAAUUCUAAAGCCGGACAAAGGUGGCCAGGUUUGUGAGAUUCAAGCGGAGCUGUGGCUAGCUCUGUGUGUGUGUGUGUCCCUUGUCUGAUAGUAGCCCCACUUUCAGUAAUGUCGUUUUCCCAGUCAACUGCUACAAACAUCCCUCCCCACAUUCUUCAUGUGUGACCAGUAUAAAUAGAACAUAAUGGGGGAGAGUGUUUGCUAUGGAGGCAGACACUUCUUGUAUCAGUUACCCGUUGCUGCCUAACAAAUGAGCCUGACACUCCCCAGCUGAAAGCAACUAGCGUUUAUCAUCUCAGAGUUUGCAUGAAUCAGCAAUCCAGGCAUACACAGCUGGGUCCCCUGCAUCAAAGUCUCUCCCAGGCUGCAGUCAGGACACCAGCCAGGGUACCACAGGGAAGGAUCUGCUUCCAAGCUCAGUCAUGUGGCAGUGGCAGGAUUCAGUUCCUCAUGGGCUGUAGGACAAAGCGUCUGUUCCUCGCUGGUAGGUGUGGUCAGAAGCUACCCCGGCUUCCUUGUUGCACUGACUUCAUCAGAGCAAACACGUGGGAGGCCCGAGAAAGAGUGCGAGAUGGAAGGCCCCGUCUGCUGUAAUCUAAUCUCAGAAGUGACACCCAGUCCUCUUUACUCUAUUCCCUUGGUUUGAAGCAAGUCACUGAGUACAGCUGCACUCAAGGGGAGGGGACAGGCCACACAGGGUGUGAAUCCCAGGAGGAGGAGAUCCCUGGGAGUCAUAGUAGAAGUCAGCCUACGGCAUCCCUGAAGUUGAAUUCCAGCCUCACUACCUAGCAGCUGUGUGCCCUUGGGCAGGUGGCUCUCCCUCUCUGAGUCACGUUGGUCUGUGAGCUGUUGUGAGACUGUAUCUAAAGGACAGGAGCAGUGCCUGGCACAGCAUUUGUGCUCAGUGAGGGAGAGGGCCCAUGAUCAUUACCUGUCCUCCUCAUCAGAACAAUCCACCCAGACCUGGCCUGGCUGCUUCCUUCUUUCUCAACUCACACUGGACACCAAGUGCUGGGCUAGGAGAUGCCCUUCUCCCAACCAGAGCCUCCUCUUUCUCAUGAGGGUUAGCUUCUGUGCUUGUGGGGGCUCUUGUCCCCAGCCCUCACUUUACCCACCUGCUCUGAAUCUUUGAGCAAAACUUAGGGAAUCUGGAUAGAAUUCAGGGGGAGGGGAGGGUGGCCCAUCUGACCCCAGGGGCUCCUCACCUGCCUCCGUGCUCCAGGAGACACAGCCAGGGAACCGUUAACGACCUAGUGCCACCUGCCUUCCCCACUAACCAUAAACCCACCCAGUCCUACACUUCCCCGCCCAGGGGGGUCCCUCCUCCCCCUCCCUCUGUAGAGGCUCAUCCUUCUCUCCAGAUGCUGGAAGCGGGCCCAGGGUGAUGACCUCCUCCAGCUGGGCCCCUGUAUCGACGAGUGUUCUUUGAACCUCUUUAUUUGGCACUAGAUUCCAUCCUGCCUAAUUCUCUGAGGAGGAGACUGUGAGCUUCUGGAGAGUAGCGGCCAGGUCUAAACCAUCCUGGUUUCUCCAGAAUCUCCCACCUGACCUACCUGGGAAGACAUUCCUUUGUCAGCUACAUUUACAGAGGCCCUGCUGUGUGCAGGCCCGGGGCUAGGCAAUGGGAACACAACAACAGUCAUUGCCCUCAUGAAGUUGACCAGCCAGAGGGCAGUGCAAAUGGUAAAUGAGCAGUUAGAAGAGUGGUUCUCAGAGUGUGGCCCAGGUACCCCCUGGUGUUCCCAUUCAUUUUCAUGUGCUUGUGUAAUCUUGUGUUUUCAAUAGAUACUGGUUUCAAUUUCUAAUACAGUAAAUAUAGCCAGAUUUGACCCACAUAUACAAAAGCUCUUUGAGAUCUUCAGUGAUUUUUUUUAAGACUGUAAAGGGGCCUUGGGCCCAAAACAUUUGAGAACCGCUGAAUGAGAUGUGCGAGAGCCUCGUGAAUAUUUUUUGAAUGAAGGAAUGAAAAGCUGCUCAUUUCCUGUUCACCUGACUCAAGUAUUGAGCUUCCCGUGAACAGGGCUUGUGUUGCUUUCUUCUACGUAAGUACCUCCUUUUCCUGGGGAACAAGGUUAAGUCUCAUUCAGUCGCUGAGCAAACAUUUCCUGAGCACCUGCCACGUGCUCAGAACCGUGCUGGGAGCGUGGUCCCUGCCCUCCAGAAGCCCUUAAUGCAGUGAACAAGACAGAUGAGUUUGUGGAUCAUUCCAGAGGCGUGAGUGUGAUGCUGUGAGAGAGGCCUUCCCCAGGAGGAACCUGGAAGGGGAAGGCACAUUCAGCACUUCCAUUUGCAGGAGACAGUAAGGCAUGGAGGUCAGGGAACAUCACGGAGAAGGGGAGGUGUGAUGGCUUGGGCUAAGUCUUCUGCAAGAAGUAGGCACCCACCAGCUGAUAAGAAUGGAGGAAGGGCGUAUGGGCGUCCCAGACAGACUUUACAGCUUGCCCUGAGGCUUAGCAGUAUGACUCAGCUUUGCACUGCAAGUCAUCCAGUGUGUCAGUGACAUCGGCCACCCCAGGGGGACUGAUGAGGGGGAAGGGGGAGGGCACCAUUACAGAGGGACUUGAGUGCCCUGGGUGGGAGUCUAGAGAAGCUGCUGGGCCUGCUGACCCCUGGGUCCUGCCCUUCAGACCACGGUGAGCGUCCAGGCACAGCCUUCGAGGCUCUGUGUGGCCUGCUCACCUCUUGCUGCCCACUCCCUGCACUUUCCUGCUGUAGCCACACUGGCCUUCCUUGAGUGCCUCCACGCCCUCCCAUCUCAGGAGCUUGGCACAGCUGCUCCCUUCAGCCUGGAAUGCUCUAUCCCUACCCCCCUCUCUUCACCCAUUCAACUCCUAAACAUCCCUCAGGCCUUAACACAAGUGUGCCCCCCUCCAGGAAGCCUUCCUAGACUACCCCCUGGAUCAGACUGGUCCCCUGUUGCAUGGAGCAUCAUGGAGUUCUCCUUCAGAACACUGUUUACAGUUAGACACCUACUGCACUCCGUGCUAGGAAUGGGUUUACAAGAAGCUUACAGUCUGUCAGGGAGAGACAGAUAAUAAACAAUAAAUAGAUAUAAUGUAACAAUAAUCCUUACUGUGUAAUAGCCAACAUUGAUAGCACACUUAACUAUUGACCAGGCAUUGUUCUAAGUGCUUUUUAAUUUAAUCUUUUAAAACUUUUUAAGAACAUUGUAUUUGGAUUUUCAUAUUAUCAUUUUAUCAGUUUUAUUUUGAAAAAAUUAAAAGCUACAGAGCAAAAGGAUAGUAGAAUGAACACCCUUUUAUCUGUUAUGUAGAUUCACUAAUCAUUAACCUUUUACAUUUGCCUUUUCUUAGUGUAAAUGUUUUUCCCCCUUGCCUGUUGAGAAUAAGUUGGUGACAUUUUGAUUCUUCAUCUGAAAAUAUUUCCUUGUUCACCUUUGAAGAACAAGGACAUCCUCUCCCAUAACUGCAAUUCCACCGUCACACCCAGGAAAUUUAAAAUUGAUGUAAACUAUAUCUAAUAUAUGGUAUAUAUCCAGAUUUCUCUACCUGUCUUCAAAAUAUCCUGCAUAGCUGGGGUUUUCCCCCAUCCAGGCUCCAACUGAGAAUUGUAUGCUGCCUUUGACUGUUACGUCUAAGCACUUUUAAUGUGAAGCAAUCUUCCUAUGAGUGGAGUACUCUUAGCAGCAUUUUGGAGGGCCCCUGGCUGGCUC